AAUAAAUAAAUAGAAUUCAGUUUAGGAUUAGCGAGUAACACUCGCGAUCUUAAUUUUAUGUUUGGGAAUUUCAAUUCACAGAACGACAAUAAGAACAAUAAUCAGAGCUCAAAUGGGAAGCGAUAUGGAGAGACAUGAUGAAGAAGAAGAAGAAUCGGUGAGCGAAAUCUUGCGAGAUCGAUUCCGACUGAGCACAAUCUCCAUUGCCGAAGCCGAAGGGAAGAAAAAUGGCAUGCAAAUUUCUGAACCUAUUGUGGCCUGCGUCUCGGAUUUAGCCUUCAAAUAUGCCCAGCAAUUAGCAAAGGAUCUUGAGUUAUUCGCUCAGCAUGCUGGUCGCAAGUCUGUGAAUAUGGAAGAUGUCAUACUUUCUGCACAUCGUAAUGAUCAUCUGGCUGCCUCAUUAAGGUCCAUAUCCAAUGAACUAAAAGCAAAAGAGCCCCAGUCUGAGAGAAAGAGGAAGAAGAAUACGAGAAAGGAAGACAAAUCUAAUGCAGAUGUACACUAAAUUGCUGAUCCAUAACUCGAAAAUUUAUGGACAUGGUAGACUCCAUGUUUCUGGUCUGAUAAUCAUUUGAAGCUUAUAAAGCCUUUGCACCUUUAUUUAUAAACUUAAUCACAAAACUGUAGCUACUCAGGAAUCGGGAUGUACCUAUAGUUUUAUAUCUACAAGGAAGGGGGUAUAGUUCUUCUACGUCAUCUUCUAUUACCCGAUAAGUUAUACGGUGGUUGUGACACUUUUAGAAGGUGAUUACGACUUUUUUAGAAGUAUGUAUUUGUUAGCAUUGAGUGAAUUGUAAAACAACCUAGCUAGACGUAAAACGGUAUUACAGUUUUCAUUUGAUCUCUAAAGUUAACAUUUCUAAA
This is a messenger RNA of Olea europaea var. sylvestris, 864 nucleotides long. Its product is annotated as protein MHF1 homolog. NCBI's taxonomy places the organism in Eukaryota, Viridiplantae, Streptophyta, Magnoliopsida, Lamiales, Oleaceae. Gene Ontology annotation, biological process: resolution of meiotic recombination intermediates; replication fork processing. Gene Ontology annotation, molecular function: protein heterodimerization activity; chromatin binding. The transcript is spliced from 4 exons. The record is from RefSeq and is a predicted model, not a curated record. Gene Ontology annotation, cellular component: FANCM-MHF complex; Fanconi anaemia nuclear complex. Bases 113 to 505 code for a protein of 130 amino acids.